Molecule: messenger RNA, 1120 nt
Organism: Zalophus californianus (California sea lion)
Lineage: Eukaryota; Metazoa; Chordata; Mammalia; Carnivora; Otariidae
Gene: TNFRSF18
Product: TNF receptor superfamily member 18
Exons: 5
Coding region: 16-765 (249 amino acids)
Biological process (GO): negative regulation of apoptotic process; positive regulation of cell adhesion
Cellular component (GO): external side of plasma membrane; plasma membrane
Molecular function (GO): protein binding; tumor necrosis factor receptor activity
Source: RefSeq, a predicted model, not a curated record
UCUGGGCGUGCCCGGAUGGGGGCGGGGCGGGGCCCAUCCCCUCAAAUCUCGCGGCUGCGGCCCGCCGUGGGUGCCAUGGAGGCGAGGGGCGCGCGCGUGGCCCUGUGCGGCGUCACGCUGCUCUGCGCCAUGGGCCUGGGCCAGCGCCCCGCCGGGGGUCUGAGCUGCGGCCCCGACCGCCUUCUGCGGGGAACCGGGACGGACACGCGCUGCUGUCGCCUGUGCACCCCGGCUGAGGCUUGUCCUGAGGGGGACUGCACGUGUGUUGAGCCAGGGUACCACUGUGGAGACCCCCAGUGCAAGACCUGCAAGCACCACACUUGCCCGCCGGGCCAGGAGGUGCGGCCUCAUGGGAAUUUCAAUUUCGGCUUUGAAUGUGUCGACUGUGCCACAGGGACCUUCUCUGGAGGCCAGGAGGGUCGCUGCAAACCCUGGUCAGACUGCUCCCAGUUUGGGUAUACCAUGUUCCCGGGGAACAAGACACACAAUGCCGUAUGUAGCCUGGGGCUGCCGCCCGCCGAGCCACACGGCCUGCUGACCAUCGUCCUCCUCACCGUGGCCGCCUGCAUCCUGGUCCUGAGCGCAGCCCAGCUUGGCCUACACAUCUGGCAGCUGAGGAGGCAACCCGUGUGGCCCCCAGAGACCCAGCUGCCCCUGGAGGCACGGCCGCCAGCCGAGGAUGCCUGCAGCUGCCAGUUCCCCGAGGAGGAGCGGGGCGAGCAGCUGCUGGAGGACAAGGGCCAGCUGAGGGACCUGUGGGUGUGAGGCCUGGCUGUCCUCUGCCGCAGACCCAGAGCCAGACCCUCCAGGAAGCGUCCCAGGGCUGACCCUCAGGAGCAAGGGCUCUGCACCCUGCCGGGGGGACCCCAGCUCUGGGCCCGGCCCUGCUCCCCUCGAUGGUGGAAGUGGGUGGGGGACGGUGACAGUGGCCAGUCCCCCAGACCAUCCAGAAGAGGCAGCGGCUGUGGCCAGACCCCAUGAGAGAUAGAGCCACAGCUAUGGCUGCUUCCCUCCCUCGCUGGCCCUGUUUGGGGGGGUGUCUGUGGGCCCCUGGCUCCCAGGACAGGAGGCUGUGCCCAGUGCGGGACUCAGCUGCAGGCAGUGUGCAAUAAACACUUGU